Amoebophrya sp. A25 is the source of this 1461-nucleotide messenger RNA. The record is from the annotation of a GenBank genome assembly. NCBI's taxonomy places the organism in Eukaryota, Dinophyceae, Syndiniales, Amoebophryaceae.
CUAUCGCAGUCACAUGCUUACACUUUAGUUUAGCUUGUUUUCGGUCACGUCAGCUUCGCCACGUGGCUGUAAUAUUUCUAAGUCCUGACUCACACGCUAUUUAUUGCAAAUCGUAAUGCUAUAUAUUGUAAUAAUCAAUGCUGGUUCUCUACAAUUUCGAACUCAUUUCGUCUACUUUCUAAUUUUGAAGAUUUCCCAAUCCCAAUUAGAAACGCUCCUUCGUUCUGGCUCUGGGUUGGAUGUUUUCUUUUACGGAAAACAGAGGGUGAAAAAUUCACUUUGUAUGUAUGUUCCAGGGCUCAGAGCUGAAGGCCUCCCCGAUCUAACUUCUUGCCCGGACCCCCUUUUCGAGGGGCUGCCGGGCGGGAAGGCCUCAAAGCGCCCACCUCUGACCCCUACCCGCUUCUUGCCUGUACCCUAGAGCGUCACCAAACCGGAGGGCGUUGAAGGAGGCAAGGGAGGACCCCGCUGGCUUUUUGCCUGUACCCUACAGACCUGGCAAAGGUGGCAAAGGCUGGGCCCUCUUGUCGUGUUGCAGGUACCCGACAGAGCUGGCAGAGGAGGCAAGGCGAGACACACCCCCUUGGCGUGCUGCAUGUACCCGACAGACCUGGCAAAGGUGGCAAGGCUGGACCCCUCUGGCGUGUUGCACGUGCCCAACCCUACAGACCUGGCAAAGGUGGCAAGGCUGGACCCCUCUGGCGUGUUGCAUGUGCCCAACCCUACAGACCGGGCAAAGGUGGCAAGGCUGGGCCCCUCUGGCGUGGUCCACCCCAGACCCAUCCACAGGGGGGGCCUCCCUCCCUGGUACAUGUAUGCAUUUGUAAUUGGUUUCACGAAAAUGUUAUUGAUACCGCCCAAUAGGGCGAUCUCUGACUCCUUCGCAAAACACCACUCUUAUAUUCAAUAGGAAUCUGAAAGAUUGAGUCAGGGAAAUCUUAGGCAGAUUGCCGAAUAGAUUCGCGUCGUCAUGAAUCUGAAGCAUCGCCCACCAUCGCUAGUCAUUUUGCCGCGGAUGGCUCACAGCCUGAGCCGAAGCUAUUUCUCACGGUUAUGGUAAAGUAGUGAGAUGUCAAUCUGAAAAUAAGAGUCGUUCCUUCGUGAUGUUUUUGUUGAUGCUAAAGUCAGAGAUAGACAAAUAAUGAGUAGUCCGCGUUUACCACUUUAUUUAAAAAACUUCUACAAUGUGUGAAAGUGAAACCCAGCAAAACUAUUUAUUGACAAGAGGGACGAGUGAUAGGAUGACAACGAGCGCAUCGAGGUUGAUGUUGUAGUAACGAAGAUCAAUCUUGAAAAUGCCCUACAACGAUGUUGUCGAGACCAAACGCCCCACGAACAAGGUAUGGUAGAAACUAGUAGGUCGCGCUUUGACUUCCCUCCCGGCGCGCUCAUGGGUUGUAUAAUUUACUGGUAGACGUUUCAGGAACAGAUCAAAAUGAAGAAGACAAACACGGCGUCGAG